AUUAUGUUUGUUGUUCCUUUUACUGUUUUAAUUGCCGUUAAUUCAAUGGUUAUUGGAGCUAUUCACAAAUCUCGAAAAAUCCAUGCCAAAUUAAAUGUACGUGAAGGAAAUGGUGCUAGAAAACAAGAAUUAGCUAAAGAAAUAAGUACUUCUAUAAUGCUUGUUGCCAUUGUUAUAGCAUUUCUUCUUUGCAAUACUUUGGCAUUUGCAGUCAAUUUAUUAGAAAAAUUAGAUUUUCAAGGAUUAUUGUAUAUUCGAUUAGUUCCUUGGUCUAAUUGGCUUGUUUUGUGUAAUGCAAGCAUUAAUAUUUGUAUUUAUUGUAUAUUUUCUGAGAGAUACAGAGCCUUAUUAUUUUAUUAUUUACGAUGUUUUAAAAGAAAAGGAGGAGGAGGAGAUAUUAAUAAUCAAAAUAAUAUUGGAUUUAAUGGAACUUCAAUGAGCUUUUUAUAA
This is a messenger RNA of Meloidogyne enterolobii, 450 nucleotides long. The record is from the annotation of a GenBank genome assembly. Lineage: Eukaryota; Metazoa; Nematoda; Chromadorea; Rhabditida; Meloidogynidae.